Molecule: messenger RNA, 981 nt
Organism: Plasmodium malariae
Lineage: Eukaryota; Apicomplexa; Aconoidasida; Haemosporida; Plasmodiidae
Product: conserved Plasmodium protein, unknown function
Exons: 1
Coding region: 1-981 (326 amino acids)
Biological process (GO): regulation of alternative mRNA splicing, via spliceosome
Source: RefSeq, a predicted model, not a curated record
AUGAAGAUCAGUUUAUCUUUUAACAAAAAAAAUGAAGGUAAAGGCAAUAGCAAAGGAAAAAAUGGAAGCCAGCGUGAUGGCAGAAAUGCAAGGGACAAAAUAGAUAACAUCUUUUCUGCUUCGGAUAACGAGGGCACGUUUGACUUUGAACAUAAUCACAACAGAAAAAUGUAUGAAGAAAAAAAUAAAGAAAUUGAAAGAGAAAUAAAAGAAUACAUUAACGAACAUGAAAACCCUAUAAAAGCAUUAGGAAAGGAAGAAGAGGAGUCUGAAGAUAAGGGCGAAAAACAAACUGACAAAGACAAAAUUCAAUAUUUAGGAUAUAAAGGAGAAGAAUUAACAAAACUAUAUGAAAAAAAAUUAGAUCUACGUGCACGAAAAAAUAGACAUAUGGACAUAGACUGCAUAAUCAAAAGUUAUGAAGGAAAAAAUUAUGACAGCACGAUUGACAAAAAGACGGAGGAAGCAAGUCAAAGAAAAAGUGAUGAAUAUCAUCACAAGGUAAAAUAUACGGAUCGUAAAGAUAGAAAUAACAAAAUGAAGAAGAUGUAUGAAGAACUUGAUUAUAAAAAUAAAAAUAACAAGAGCCACAGAAAAGGAAGAGAAGAAACAAAUAUUAGUAUAGACGAAAUAUUCUCAAAAAAGGAGAUUGUAGAAAAUAAGAAAUCGAAAUAUAUGGAUGCUUUAAUUAAUAGCGCAAAAAGAAGAGCAUUAGAAAAAGAAGUUUUAAUUCAGAAAAAACUUCGUAUUGAUACAUCAAAAGAAGAAAAAGUUUUUAUAACAAAUGCAUAUAAAAAAAAAAUGGUUGAUAGAGAAUUAAUUAAAAAAGAUAUAGAGGAAGAGCAAAAGGAAGGUAGACAUAACAGUAGAAAGUCAAAUUAUAAUUUAAAUUUAUUCUUAAAAAAUAUAAACGCUCCUUCGAAUUAUAAUAGAUCGAACAGAUAUUCUUUUUAUGAAAACUCAAAUUUAGGAGACUUUUGA